AUGGAGAAGCACCACAAACUCCGCCGUCCCGCCGGCAGCUCCAUCCACGCCUGCAACAUCUGCGGCAAGGAGGGGCACCAGGCGGCGCAGUGCACCAAUGGGACGGUGAAUUGGGCGGCCAAGUUCGGCCCCGCGUGGACAUCCGAUCUAGACGCAGUCAAAAAGGAGCCGGACUACAAGGAUAUCGCGGCACAGGCCAAGGCGUUCGCCGCGAAGAGGCUCGCGGAGGAGGAGAAGGCGAAGCGGAAGGCGGAGGGGCUCGACGUGGACGAGGACUCCGACAAGGAGGCGGAUCACGACGACGAGGGCAAGGCGGCGAAGGAUGGGAAGAAGGACUCCGGGGACGACGACGGCGACGGCGAUGAGGACGGCGCAAAUAAGAAGCGCGCCAGGGACGACGAUGACGCCGACGAAGGCGACGACGAGGAAAAGGCCGCCAAGGCCAAGAAGGAGGCUCCCGCGCCGGCGUCUGACUGGAAGGUGUUCUACGACACCUCGGGCAGACCUUACUACCACAACGCAAAGACGGGAGUCACCCAGUGGACGCCUCCGACCGCGUGA
Molecule: messenger RNA, 561 nt
Organism: Micromonas commoda
Lineage: Eukaryota; Viridiplantae; Chlorophyta; Mamiellophyceae; Mamiellales; Mamiellaceae
Exons: 1
Coding region: 1-561 (186 amino acids)
Molecular function (GO): protein binding; nucleic acid binding; zinc ion binding
Source: RefSeq, a predicted model, not a curated record